This is a messenger RNA of Nothobranchius furzeri (turquoise killifish), 3595 nucleotides long. It is a transcript of the gene efnb2a, whose product is annotated as ephrin-B2a. The record is from RefSeq and is a predicted model, not a curated record. Gene Ontology annotation, cellular component: plasma membrane. NCBI's taxonomy places the organism in Eukaryota, Metazoa, Chordata, Actinopteri, Cyprinodontiformes, Nothobranchiidae. Gene Ontology annotation, molecular function: ephrin receptor binding. Gene Ontology annotation, biological process: blood vessel morphogenesis; axon guidance; ephrin receptor signaling pathway.
CCGUCGCAGUUACUUUCCAGCCCGGUUGAGGAGCAGCCGUUCAUCCUCCUGUCGGUGUGCGGGUCUCUGCGUGCUGGGACCGAGCUGCGGGACCGAACCUGGAGUUUCUGGACCGGAGCCCAUUAGUAUGAGAACUUCCAUCACAGCUCUUAUUUGCCUCAUCCUCACAUCUGAUCAUCCUCAUUCUGACCACCAGACCUCAUCGCUCCAUCCUGCUGCUCCCACCUCACGCCUCCCCCUCCACCAGCCGAAGGCGGAAUAUCUCGGCUUCACGGUCCGGUUCUGCUCUGGAUUUCUGGGAUUAUACUGGGUCCUGUGUGCAGGAUGUACAUGAGCGGCUCGGGGUGUUGCGCACAGAGCGGGCGCUGCGCUGAAUGAACUGUGUGCCUCUGGGUUCGGGUUAGGAGCAGGUCUCUCCUCUGGAGAUGCUCGGUUCGGAGCUUGUGGUUCUUCUGUACCGGAUCGGAAUAUAAACUGAAGAUUUUCUGACCCUGUCCUGUUAUUUUUAUUUUUCCUGUGCGGACAUAAGGCGCAGUCACGGAUCGUGCUCCAUCCGGAGGCGCGCGGCUCAUCAUGGGGGACUCGAUGUGGAGAUAUUAUUUUGGAGUUUUGUUUCUUGCCUUCAGAGUGGACCUGUGCCGGCCGCUGAUCCUGGAGUCCAUCUACUGGAACACGACCAACACCAAAUUCGUUCCUGGAAAAGGAGUGGUUCUGUACCCACAGAUUGGGGAUAAAUUGGACAUAGUUUGUCCCCGUGUAGACGGAGGUGUGGGCGACGGUGUGGAGUACUACAAGGUGUACAUGGUUCCCAGGGAGCAGCUGGAGAGCUGUACCAUCACCAAGGCUGACACGCCGCUGCUCAACUGCGUCAAACCAGACCAGGAUGUGAAGUUCACGCUGAAGUUCCAGGAGUUCAGCCCCAACCUGUGGGGUCUGGAGUUCUUCAAGGGAAAGGACUACUACAUCAUCUCCACAUCUAAUGGCACCAUGGAGGGCAUCGAUAACCAGGAGGGAGGAGUCUGUAGGACCAAGUCCAUGAAGAUUGUCAUGAAAGUGGGACAGAAUCCCUCUGACCCAGACCCACCUAAGGACGUUUCACCCAGAGUGACCUUCUCUCCACCAGACAACAACAACAAACACAAUGAAGUCCCGCUCAAAACAGAUUCCAGAGAGGGGGGGGAAAGAGAACCCAACGAGAACGGAGGGAAGUCCUCCAGCAUCAUCGGCUCUGAGGUAGCCAUCUUUGUCGGCAUUGCCUCGGGCAGCGUCAUCUUCAUCAUCAUCAUCAUCAUGCUGGUUCUGCUGCUGCUGAAGUACCGAAGGCGCCACCGAAAGCACUCUCCGCAGCACACAGCCACGCUUUCACUGAGCACGCUGGCCACGCCCAAACGGAGCAGCGGCGGCGGGAACAACAAUGGCUCGGAGCCCAGCGACAUCAUCAUCCCACUCAGGACUGCUGACAGCGUCUUCUGUCCGCACUACGAGAAGGUCAGCGGGGACUACGGACAUCCGGUCUACAUCGUCCAAGAGAUGCCGCCACAGAGCCCGGCUAACAUCUACUAUAAAGUUUGAUCCGGGGCCGGGAACCCAGGAGCUGGACAAGACCACGGAUGCAGAGCUGGUUUGGGUCGGUGCUUCAGACCCAUGGACAAACUGUCCCGCUCUCACUCUCCGUCUCUCCUGUCCUAUGAUUUGUUGUCACUUUUCUUUCCUCUCCACAUUUGGCCUGUUGCUCCCGUUGGGAGGUAGUUUGAAGCUGCUGCUGCUCUCUGGGAGCGGGAGGACCGGCUCUUCUCCCUCAGCGCCGUUUUGUUUUGCGCACCGUGACCCGAGUUCUGGGAUGGAGGGAGUGUUGAUGAGACAGAUGCACAGAAAGUUGGACGGAAGGAUAUUUGGAUAUGUUAAUAUGUGAGAGGAUGAAGGACACAGACAGAGACGGUGGGAAACGAGCCGGCGUGGAUCCAAAGGACAGGUUCUGUGUGGAUCCACCAGCUGGAUGCAGAGAGAUGCGGACCUCUCUGGGACUUUCACCCUUUCACCACCCACACGAUGCACAGAAACAUCUGGAGGUUUUACGGAUCCUGUGUUGUCCUGGUUUUAGUUUCUGAUCAUAUCUGGUUUAGUUCACCUGCAAGUAGUUCUGUUUUCCCGAUGAAAGGGUCGCCCCGAAGCGACCGGACCCGACUGGGCUAAACCACGGUCUGCUCAGGUGGAUCCUGCAGAGUGGAGGACUUUUCCCCCACAUAGUGCAGCACUUUCACUCUGGUUCCUUUAGUCCGUCCACUCUGCUCAGAGGUCCACCGAGACACGGCCCGGUCCAGAGGUCAGAGAGCAGCCGUAUCCUGUCCUCUUGGACCUGGAAAGCAUUCGGGGCAAUAAGAACCCAGUUCGCCUUACUGCUGUAAGAAGAGGCCCGAGAUCUGGUUGAGGCUAGCUUAGCUGGCUGAAACAGCUCCAGGUACUGUAACCUUUGACCCCCAGGGGUCCAGUGAUUACUAAGGGUACCCUGAGGUCCCAAACAUCAGCGUGACUGGUGCUCUCCCUCUCUUUUCUUCACAGACAGGGACAAAAACUCGCCGUCGCUCCGUUAGUGUUUCCUCCUUGCCCUCUUUAAGUGAAAAUAAUGACAUUUAUGAUGACAUGAAAACACAAAAUAGGAUGAAAAGCUACGUUUAUUUAUGAUAGACACACAGAGCACAGGUGUGAUCAGUAGACAGGAGGCGGAGCUCAUUUUAAUAUAUAAGUGGUAUACAUGCACAUUAUGCAAUCUAGGUUUGUGAUUGAUAUCGUUGAAGCCACUGAGCCCUAGAAGGAGGACCGGGCUUUGGACUGGGCUACAGGUCCUGGUACCGGUUCUGGUUCAAGGGUAUCUUGCCCCAAACAACGUGCAUUAGUGUAAACAAGUGCAGAGUAGCUGUUUGUCCCAAAGUUCCCAUGAACACCCGGCGUGCCCGACUCUCUUCAUGCACCUCGUCAUGUUCCUCAUGUGUUUAUCUGAGCGUGUGUGUGUGUGUGUGUGUGUGUGUGUGUGUGGGCUCAUAAACACCACUAACAAACGCCUCUAUCAGCCAUCCUCAUUGACUCAUAAACAUCAGAAUUCACCGAGAAGCCAAGCCUCGUCUGACCUGAGGUUUCUGCCUCUGAGAGGCGACAAAAUCUGCAAAUAUGCAAUUAUUUAUUUUUUUAAUCGAUUCAGAAAAAAACAACAAUGGAAAGUGUUCUUAACCACUGAGAUGUAACAACAAACUACGAGUCUGCUGGUAGCGUUCUCCUGCAUUAGUUCUGGGGUUGUGUCCACCUUUCUGUUCUCUGUGCCGUAGGACAAACUGUGAAAUAGAGCGUAUCGACUCACCUGAACAGGUAUCUGAAACGCCGGAAACGGUCGUUUAGUUGUUGUGUCUGCGGCAGAAUCUGACAAUCUUCUUAGUUUCUUUCAAUCGGACGUCUUUUCUUAGCUACAUCUUGACUGAAGCUGGCUCUGACCUGGCUCUGGUUCUGACCCGGGGCAUUGUAGCGAUGCUGUGGGAGUCUUUAGCAGUGGGCUAGGAGAAGUCCCUCAGGCGACUGUAAAAUGCCUUGUUCAUACGACCCGUAU